GUUGUAGAUCUAGUAGCAUUACAUUAUCGGCCAUCGGGGCUCCUUUAUAAUAAAAUAGUUUAUGUCUAUGUCAACAUCAGCAUCACUUACUACACAUACCGAAAAUUGAUGACAGUUCCUUCACCAACACCAGCGACCGAUUGAUUUAUUUUCAUUUUCAUUCAUAUCAACAAAGAUGUCCUCUCGCGAUUCUACGCGGCGUCGUCCUGUGUUGAUGCAGCUGAUGAUAUAUGCGCUUUCGCACUAAUCGUCUUUCUUGUUUUUCGGUACGCACAAAAACUUCCUGUUGUCCAGCUCCAGAAACAGGAACCAUGUCAGAUCCGGUAGGGAGCAGCGUUUCAGCCCAGCCCCGGCCAAACCCGUGGAUCAUAUCAAAUCAGGGACAUUUUGCUCACUGGCUGCAUACCGUCAAGGAAACGCGAGUGUCCUUAUGCUUUUAGAACUGUCUCUAGAUCUAUCUUCUGCAUAAUGAAAAACUUUAAGAUUACAACUUUAUUCCCAUUUCGCUUUGUUCCUAUACCGCUUUCACUUCCACGAGCACGACCACGACAAGCACAAGAAUAAGGACUAGUGAAUCCCAAAGCCAAAUCUUGGUUUUAGUUCGUGGGCAGCUUCUACUUCAUCUUCAUGAGAAGUUAUGAUCCUUUCAUGUAUCGCGUAUCGCGCACUUGGUGACGAGCCCAUUGGCGAGGGAACUUAUGGGCGAGUGUGGAAGUACCAGGACGUGAAUGCACUGGAUCCAGGCAAAUCUGUGCGGGCCCUCAAGGAGAUUUUAGUAAGCGCCGCUUCCGCAGAAGGCUUCCCGACCCAAGCUCUGCGCGAGAUCCGAGUCCUGAAGAAGCUAACCCAUUCCAACGUGGUCAGGCUGCACGACGUCUGCAUCGGGCUGCCGCAGCCCGACGAUUUGUCCGCGCGCGUCUACCUAGUUUUCGAGUAUUUGGAACAUGAUUUGUCAGGCUUGUUGCGGCACAAGCGGUACCAGCUGGACAUGGCGGAGGCGAAAUGCUUGGCACAACAAAUGUUUGACGGGCUCGUCUACCUGCACGGGAAGAACGUACUACACCGGGACCUCAAGUUAUCAAAUCUGCUCCUAUCAAACAGUGGCGAACUCAAAAUUGCUGACUUCGGGCUCGCUCGGUUGGCCCCGGCUACGGAGAUGUCUCACGCAUCUCAGCCGACUUCAGCCAGUAUUUCGGAGGGUAUUUCUGAGGAGCUCAUGCGGGAGCAAGCUGCGACGCGGAACGUGCGCUUCACUAAUCGUGUUGUGACUUUGUGGUACCGUGCUCCCGAACUGCUGCUGGGCAGCACGCGGUACGGCGUGGGCGUGGACACCUGGGCUGCCGGCUGUGUCCUUGGGGAGUUGGUACUUGGGAAGCCAUUAUUUGCGUCGAAGGACGAGGAGCAGGCGCUAGAGCUGAUUUUUAAUAGGCUUGGAAGUCCGCCAGCACUGCUGUAUGAUGAUCCAGCUAAGUACCCGCUUGCGCACGACCACACGACAAAGAUGGCUUCACUCCUCCAAUUCGAGGCCAGUGCCAACCGCGCGAACCGACUGGAGGAACAGAUGCUGGCGGCCAUGUCUCACCGCAUAGCACGCGAGCCUGUAGCAUCCCGAUCCCUUAUUGGCAAGAGGAUAACAGCGGGGCCUUAUCAUGGAGCGAGCUCCAUGUCGACUACCAUGAGAGUUAAGGCUCCAUCUUCCACAAAAUCAUCUUACAAGAAGCAUCUUUGGUACCCACUAAGCUUUCAAGAAGAAAGAGAUGGUCAAAGAUGCGCAGCUAUAGGAUGAAUUUAAUAGGAAAGGUCUAAUAGAAGUGGCACUAGCAGUUCAACGUCACGCAUGUUGAUGAUGGGGACUGCCGUACCAUUAACGCCCGCGGAGCGCUACCGAGAGCUCUUUCAGUUGAUGCGUGGACUACUCGCCUACGACACGAACAAGAGAACGACUUCGGAAGAAGCGUACAGUCAUCCUUUUUUCACGCAAGAAGCGCCGCUGCCAUGCAAAGUGAGCGAGCUCAAGAUGGAUAUGGAGCAAUCCUGCCACAGCUCCUCCUGGAAAAAACGACCGCCAAGGAAUGGUUGAGGUUGAUGAAUGGAAUAUCAGCAAAAACGUCGCCGUUGAAACAAGUCGUAAAGGAGGUACUCUACAAGUACUUAGCUUACCUUCCUCGAUGGCUCUCGAUCGCAAGGCAGAUCACGUGGGAACGAAAAGGAACAAAAAAAUGGUCGCAAUUUUGCUCCGUCAGUGCCACCUGCGACGUAGCCUCUCUUAUUUUCUUGUUGCUGGGCCGACAUCAUGUUGCGCAUCUUCAAUAUCAGAAGCCACGCCACAGCCAACUCUAGCGACUAAGGCCUGGGCGUUCAGACGCACUGGUUGAUCGCGCGGGAGGAAGAGCCCGCGCAGAGAAGAUGCCGCGGGAAAUCUUCCCUGCGCGAGUCGUACUUGCUACUUUCAGCAGACGGUCAAUUUGGCAGGCAGUGCGCACGCGGCUGAGAUUGCCUUUUCUUGACGUGUUUGAGGGUCAUUUGUCCGAAUUCAAGGCACUAGAACGAAGAUGCACCCACCGAAAAGAUAUAUUCAAUGGCCGUUUGUAUAUAUUUUAUAGUAAUAAGAGGCAGAUGACAACCCAUGGCUUUAUUUCCCUGUUGAGGACAACACCUAGGCAACCAAGAUCACCUUGAACUUUGUCUGCAACGUGAACCCUCUUCAGCUGCUGAUCUUACAAG
Molecule: messenger RNA, 2724 nt
Organism: Amoebophrya sp. A25
Lineage: Eukaryota; Dinophyceae; Syndiniales; Amoebophryaceae
Source: the annotation of a GenBank genome assembly